This is a messenger RNA of Exserohilum turcica Et28A, 2358 nucleotides long. RefSeq lists its product as uncharacterized. NCBI's taxonomy places the organism in Eukaryota, Fungi, Ascomycota, Dothideomycetes, Pleosporales, Pleosporaceae. Gene Ontology annotation, cellular component: epsilon DNA polymerase complex. Bases 1 to 2358 code for a protein of 785 amino acids. The record is from RefSeq and is a predicted model, not a curated record. Gene Ontology annotation, biological process: error-prone translesion synthesis; DNA-templated DNA replication. Gene Ontology annotation, molecular function: DNA binding. The transcript has 2 exons.
AUGGCAACUUCAAGACGGCCAGAAAAGCCCUCGGCGGUACCGGCAGACCCCAUUCCAUCCUCUUCACCGGCAUUUGGAACUCCGGUACAUCCCAUCAACCCCCGCAGAACAGCCCCAAUACGCGCCCCGCCCUUGCUCAAACCCGUCGCAAAGUCGACUGUUCUUCCGAUAUUACUCCCUCCGGCGACACUACGGCCGCUUGCCUUCAGGACGUUCACCAAAAAACACAAUCUCACACUCACAUCGUCUGCCCUCCAGGCCCUAGCGACAUUCAUUGGAAAGCACUGCGGUUCGGGAUGGCGAGAGGAAGGCCUAGCGGAGAAAGUCCUAGAGGAAGUGGCCAAGAGCUGGAAGAAAUGCGGCGGCCAGGUCAUUGUGGACGGCGAUAAUGAGACGCUCAAGAGCAUUCUCAAGACAUUCGAAGGGUGCAUGAGCGGCGGGAGAAUAGUCCAAGGCUCGUCGCUAGGACGACAGAGCAGUUUCAACUUUGGCCCAGAGGCAGCCGGCCAGUCACGUCCGUCUAUAGACACGACGUCGAGUUUUGGCAUGUCAAGUCUAGAGGUGGAAGACAAGGAUGAUGAAGAGGAUAUGCUGAAAGACCCCCGAGAAUGGAUCAAAGUCAUUGGCGCUUUUGAGCAGCCAAAGCUAAUAUACAAUGUCAACCAAAAGCACUUUGAAAAGUCUGCCACAAAACCAUCGCUAUUCCCAGAUCCCUCACACAAGACCGAGGUCUUCCGCCAGCGCUACCACAUUGUCCAUCAGCGCAUACUCCGAAAUGAGACGUUCCAAGCACCUUCUUUCAGCACAACUAGAUCAGCUACUCUGAGUCGGACAGGGUCGAUUGCAACGUCGCAAAUGAACACGAUUACACCCAUUGCCAAUCUGCUUGGCCGGAGCGGAAGCACCCACCUGUUACUCGGCAUGCUCACCGUCUCGGCGACCGGUGCGCUCUCACUCUCCGACCUAACCGGAACAAUUGCGCUUGACAUUGAGCACGCGCGACCGAUCCCUGAAAAGGGCGCGUACUUUGCACCAGGCAUGAUUGUACUAGUCGAAGGCAGCUACGAAGAAGAUUCUGGAGUGAGCUCUUCUCUAGGAGGCAGUGGUGGUAUUGGCGGCACGAUUGGCGGAAAGUUCCUUGGUUUCUCAGUCGGCCACCCGCCUUGUGAACGGCGAACAGCGACACUAGGCGGCGCCGAAGAAAUCGACAAGAACAGUCUGGCUGGCCCGGCAUUCGGCUGGACAGAUUUCCUGGGCGUCGGCUCACAGCGUGGAACCGGUGCUCGCAUGAACAAGAUUGCGUCAAAACUCCUCGAUCCAGACCGACCACACAACAUCGUCAUAGCAUCAGAUCUCCAUCUGGACGUCCCCUCAACGCUGUCUGCCCUCCGCACUCUUCUACGCACAUACACACCUGACCCGACAGACGCUCACCCCGUGUACCCGCUCGCCAUCAUCCUGAUGGGGAACUUCAGCUCGAAAGCCAGUCUCGCGGGGGUCCCAGGUACAGGAAGCAUAGAAUACAAGGAGCAUUUCGACGCGCUAGCCUCCGUCCUCGCCGACUUCCAGCCCCUCAUCGCACACACAACUCUCGUCCUCGUCCCCGGCGACAACGACGCCUGGCCCAGCGCCUUCUCCGCCGGCGCCGCCACUCCCUUACCGCGCAAACCCGUGCCCCCCAUGUUCACCAGCCGCAUCCGCAAAGUCGUCGCCGAAGCGAACCGCGAGAUCUGGGGCCCGGGAAGAGCAAAAGGCACCGAAGGCGACGUCCUCUGGACUUCGAAUCCCACUCGCCUCACCUGGUUCGGCGUAAAAGGUGAAAUGGCCAUCCUGCGCGACGACGUGCUGGGCCGUCUGCAGAGAAACUCGAUUCGAUUCAACAAGCCGCCCGCUGACGCCGAUGGUGACGACGACGAGGAACUGCCGUUUUCACACAGCCAGCAUGCGCGCGACUUGCAGGCUCAGGAUGCCAUGGAUCUCGAUCUCAACCAACCCCCAGCUCGAAAGCAAAAACAAAAACAACACCAACAACAACAACCAGACGUCGAUUUCGACACGCAAACCGCCCGCACACUUACCCGCACCAUUCUCUCUCAAUCCCAUCUCAGUCCCUACCCGCUUGCCGCGCGCCCGCUGCACUGGGACUUUGCACACACCCUGAAUUUGUAUCCGCUGCCUACCAGCGUCGUGCUGGCGGAUUCAGAGGCUCCGCCCUUCGUCGUCAAGUAUUUCGGCUGUACAGUCAUGAAUCCGGGGGCUAUUGAUGAGAGUGGUGGGCGCGGCCGCAGGGAGGGCCGAGCCAGGUGGGUUGAAUUUGAUGUUAGGACUUUGGCUGGGGUUCUACGGUCGGAGGGUUAA